AUGAUAUUGCCGAAGAGGAUACUGAAGGAAAUUGAUGUCAUUUGUAGAGCCUUUCUUUGGAGAGGAAUGAAUGAUCACGCAGGGCCUAGUCUUGUUGCUUGGCAUACCAUUUGUAAUUCUAAGACAAGUGGAGGAUUGGGUUUUAAGAGGGUUGUGGACUGGAAUAUUAUAACUAUAGGGAAAUAUAUAUGGGCAAUUGCUUCCAAAAAAGAUAAUUUGUGGGUUAAAUGGAUUCACAAUAUAUAUUUGAAGCAAUUGGAUUGGUGGGAAUAUAAAGCUCCUUCGGCUUGCAGCUGGUAUUGGAGGAAAAUGGUGGCUGUUAAGGAUCUUUUUAAAGCAAAAAUAGAUUUGGCAUCCUUUUCAGCGAUGAAAUUCGGUAUUAAAACAGGUCAUGACUUGUUGUUUGCUUCACCUCUCAAAGUGCAUUGGGCAAAGUUUGUUUGGGAGAGAUUUUCUAUACCAAAGCACAGGUUUAUACUUUGGUUAGUUAUGCUUCAGAGAUUGCGUACCAGAGUCUUCAUCCGCAAUUACAACUCAACUUUGGAUCCAUCUUGUCUAUUCUGUGGAGAACAUAAUGAAGAUGUUCAUCAUCUCUUUUUUCAGUGUAAAUAUAGCAAGCAAUGUCUAUUACAGGUGAAGAAAUGGCUGGGUUGGAAAGUAAAAGCAGAGGAUUAUGAGAACUUGCUGCAAUGGAUAUUCAAAACAAGAAGAUGGAGCAGAUUUCGAAAAAGUAUCUUGACAGCUGUUGUUGCUUCCUUGAUUUAUCACAUUUGGAGAAUGAGGAAUGACAUACUAUGGUCACAAAAGGUUUGGUCUACAACUCAUACGGUCCAAGCAAUACAAAGAGAUAUUAGUUUGCGGAUAUACACUAUAAUACCAAACAAGACAAAUCAUUUAGAUAGAGAUUGGUUUCAUGCUAUUUCUGGUGUCUCUUUUGAACUUGUUCCUAAGAUCUUUGGGAGAAGAUUUCAUCAAGUCUCACUUAGGGAGGAAGAUAACACUCGCUGUUCUUUAAAAGGAUUUCAAGAGACUCAACGUUUCAUCAAAACCGGAUUCGUAAAGAAGAGUAUAACAAGAUUGCAGCAAUUGUUUAUAAAAGAGUCUUACAUUGUUUAA
This is a messenger RNA of Humulus lupulus (European hop), 1116 nucleotides long. RefSeq lists its product as uncharacterized. The transcript has 2 exons. Lineage: Eukaryota; Viridiplantae; Streptophyta; Magnoliopsida; Rosales; Cannabaceae. The record is from RefSeq and is a predicted model, not a curated record. Bases 1 to 1116 code for a protein of 371 amino acids.